AUUGAAUCUUUACUCCAUAAAGGCAACGACAAGCCAAGGCAGUGGCUGGCCCUGGAUUAUACAAGUGCAGACACUCCACUAAGUGAGGGAUCUACCUCAUUAAAACCACCAUUUGGAGUUGGCAGUCUCAGAAGAAAAGCCAAGGACAGAGUAAAGCCCCGAUCCUGCAAUCAAACCCAUGUGGGCAGACUCUUCCAUUCGCACGGAGUCCCACUGACCAAUCACCUCCAAGCUGGAACACACAGGUAAAAACUUAGGCUCAAGUGCCCACAUGAUCACCACAGCAAGGAUACCUGCUGACAAGCCAGUCCGCAUCGCCUUCAGUCUAAAUGACUCCCCAGAUGAUGCUCCCCCUGAAAGCACCUUUCCAUUGGCAUUUCCUGAACUAGAUCAGCAGCUUCAGCCCCUGCCACCUUGCCAUGACUCUAAGGAAUCUAUGCAGGUGUAUAAACAGCACUGCAAAAUAGCAGAAGAAUACCAUGAAGUCAAAAAGGAAAUUGCACUGCUGGAAGAAAGGAAAAAAGAGUUGAUUGCCAGACUGGAACAAACGGAAAAGGAGAGCAUGGAUGCUGCUCAGCUGGCUGAGGAGUAUGCAGCACUGACAGAAGAGAAUCGGACAUUGAAGCUGGCCCAGACACAGUGUGUAGAACAACUGGAAAAGCUUAGAAUACAGUACCAAAAGAGACAGGGAUCUUCAUAACUCUCAGCUACCUAUUACGGUGCAGUGAAAUCCAGUGUUUGUUUUGUGCUGGCCAGGAGGUUUUAAAAAAGGUUCUCUUUAAUAUGCUGUAAUACUUUACUACAAAUACAGAAUAUGUAAAAGUCUAUAUUUAAUUUAAUGUUUGCCAGCCAGUAGCUUACUAUAAUGGAUAUUUUAUUCAUUAUAUAAUGGCUAUUUUAUUUCAAGUAACAUAAUUGAAGUAUAUCUAUCCCCAUUAUAUGUUCUAGAUAAGAUUUCUUUUCUAAAGAUAUUCUUUCAAUUUAAGAAAAUAUAGACACACUAGAAACUGAUAUAAAUAGUCUCUGUGUUAGGAGUUGGACCAUACUAAGCCAUACACAAGGGGCAGUGUUAAUCUAUGGAACGCUGUGACGUGUUUUAAUUUUAGUUCUGGGGGGUUGUUGUUAUUUUUUCAUGCCUGAAGGGUUUGGAAAUUAUCCUAAAUGUAACCUCCUGGUUCUGGGUAAAAACUAUGUCCUUAUUAAUUGGCACUGUGACAGCAGCUUUGGUUUUGGUAGUGAAGUCCAAGAGAUUGCACAUUAAAGAAAAAGUAGCUUACAAAAAUAAUUUUGAUCAAAUAAGCACAUUGCCAGUAAUAAUUUACAAGUUAUGAAAUGGAAAGGAAACAGAUGAAAUCAAGUUUUCCUUCCUCCACUGUAUGGUUUGCUAGAGAUUCUUUUCUAUUUAAAAGUCACUUGUACUUUUUGGCAUGCAAGAAAUGUAAAAAUAAUGUAUGGACACUACAGUGGUGAAUAAAUAACACUUUAUGGUUUUAACUGUGAAUAAUUCAGUAAAACUAUAUUUUGUAGGCUGUUUUGGAGCAUAAAUGACUGAGUAGGGACUGAGCAGUUAAAUGAUAUACAGAUAACUGGGAGUGAAAAUGACUGUUUUCCUUGCUCUAUUUAUCACUGUAUUUUCCUAAAUCAAUUUAAGAGUCUUUGUUAUACUUCCAUUUCUAUUCAUAUGGUAUUUUUUUCAUUAAAAGUGAAUAUACAAAACUUAA
Alligator mississippiensis (American alligator) is the source of this 1721-nucleotide messenger RNA. It is a transcript of the gene MAP3K7CL, whose product is annotated as MAP3K7 C-terminal like. The record is from RefSeq and is a predicted model, not a curated record. The coding region runs from base 272 to 700 and encodes 142 amino acids. Lineage: Eukaryota; Metazoa; Chordata; Crocodylia; Alligatoridae. The transcript is spliced from 6 exons. Gene Ontology annotation, cellular component: nucleus; cytosol.